GCUUUUUUCCACAAGCUUUAUCAAAGGCCCAGCACGAGAAACAGGUCCAUCCACGUUAGAAUGGGCUUAUAUAAAUUCAAGUAUAAAUACAACAAUACAGACAGCAGCAAUUCAUCAUUCACAACACUGGUGCACUCUCGUCUUCGCCUAAUCAACCCCUUGAUUGAUAUUGUUGAGGUUUCAGAAGGAAUGGAUAGAUCCAUACCCAACAGAAACAGAAAAAGAAAUGAGACAGUUAAAGUUCCUUCCUUGGAGGAUAUGUGUUUCCGAAAAGUUAUUGAUAAUGUUAAACACAUCGGAAAUGUUGCGGGAAUACCGGACUAGUUUCUGGAACGGAUUUUACCUCACUGCAACGCUGAGGAGUUGAAGAACAUCGAGGAGAGGAACAAGGGAAUAGACCUUAGCCACUUGACUAACUAUCUCUGGCAAAAUUUCUAUCAGAAGAGAUUUGGUCAGAGGAGUUUCAAGUCAGUGGUUGAGAAAAUCAGUAGUAAAAAUGUAUCCUUCAGAUGGAAAGACUUGUACGAGGCAAAGCUAAAGAACGUGGAAGAGGCUGAACAAAAAUCAAUUGAGCGAAUGAGGCAACUGUAUCAAAACGAAGAUGCUCAAAAAAAGAGCAGACAAGUUAAGCCGUGUACAAAAGUGCCACCUUCAAGCCACAAAAGAAAUUGUUAUGGAGGUUGGGGACCUGGCAGAAUUGUUGGCAGCUCAAAAGGCAGCUUGAUGAAGAAGUCCAGAGAUGAUUUUGUCAACAGUCAAGAAGUAAGAAACUUGACAGCUUUGAGGCAAAACGCGGUGCAAAAGAAUGACAGGCCCUUGUGUAUACGGGAGCCUGGAGGCUUUUCUUCUAAUGGUUCUUCUUCAAAUUCCCAAGGAAGCAGAGCGUUACAAAGAAGAUAAAAGCGGCAGUCUAUAGAAUUUCAGUUUCUCCUUGGUCUGUGUUUAUGAUAUGUAGUACUAUAUUUUUAAAUGCAAUGGCUUCAUGAUAUGCUGUAAUCCAGCUGUUUAAAGCCGGUAUUAAGUUGUAAUAUAGCUCAUCCUGCUCAUUAUAUGCUCUCAAGGGAAAUUUUAGGCUUUUUUAGGAUUUUUCUAGACAUAGCAAUACAAUAGUGUUACAGAUACAAAAAUGUUGAAAUUUUUUUAUGCAUCCCCAUUUCCGAAUA
Messenger RNA from Daucus carota subsp. sativus, 1163 nucleotides. RefSeq lists its product as uncharacterized. NCBI's taxonomy places the organism in Eukaryota, Viridiplantae, Streptophyta, Magnoliopsida, Apiales, Apiaceae. The coding region runs from base 577 to 900 and encodes 107 amino acids. The record is from RefSeq and is a predicted model, not a curated record. The transcript is spliced from 8 exons.